GCUGCGCCGGACUCGACCCAAGCAGUUUCGGGUUCAACAUCGACGCUAACCAACCAGAGAUUGAACAAAUCGAGGAGGACGAAUGGGGAGGCUAAGACGCAGGAGAGGCUAAGACGUAUGAGAGGCUGUCAAAAUCGUGGUCGCCGCCGCGAAUUCAGAGCUGGAGAAGAGACAGACGAUGAUAACGACGCAACGAACUUGACAGCGACGACAAGAGGCAGACGACGACGGUCUCAACCGGAAAAGGCUUUAUUAUCGUCCCAACAUCCGAAGUAUGCUCUUUACCUAAUUCGAAGAAUUUUUUUACCAUACUUGGUUGCGCCAACCGGACACUAUUUCACAAAUCAAUUGGGCAUAAAAUUUACAAUUGGUUACUAAAAUCUGAAAUCAAAACUUUGGGUGAUUCGAUGGUAGCAAGAAUCAUACGACAAAGGAGAAGAAAACAGAGGAGGCGACUGAGUUUGGACCAGACAGCUUUGAUGGUGGCAAUUGAAACAGAGAUCGUCGGCGUUCAGAUCUGGCACGAGAUGGAUGAAAGGGAGAUGGUCGGAGUUAUGUUUAUGCUUCUUCUCCUCUUCCCGCUUCCCCACCUCCUCGCAAUCAACGACCUCGCUUGGGAGAAACAAGUCUGCUACGACAACUACUCGCAACUAGUAAUGGUAGUCGGCGACAGUGGGUCUUCUGGGAACAGGGAAGAAAGGCAGGGGAGUUAGGGGCGGGUCUUCUAGUAAUGGCAGCAGCCGAUAGCACAAGAAAAAGUGAGGGGCGGAGUUAGAGCGUAGAUUUUUCUUCUCUUUUUUCUUGUCAUUUUUCUUAUGUAUUACAAAAUAAAUAAUUUUUUUAUUGCCACAUCACCAUUUCAGUAGUCAAACUUAACUAUUGACGGCCACGUAGAACAGAUUUAACAGAACUGGACGGCGAGUGACCAAGGAUGACAUAAACGUUUAGUAUUGAUGGCUAAAUUGAAGCAAAAGUGAUUCGGAUGGCUAACCUGUUAUAAAUAGAUAAUAUGGGUGACUGAACUUGCAAUUCACCCGGGAAUUAUCAUAGUUACUCCAAAUUUGGGUAACAAAUCCAAAAAAAUGAAAAAUUUAAUCUUUGUUUCUUAUCAUCAUUCCACUUGAUCCUUAUGUUGUCAAGUUAGAAUAUUACCUUGGUCUCCAUCUAAUUACUAUCAUCACAAUUUUCUCCCUCCUCUUCAUCACUAUCAUCAUUGUCUCUAACAAUCAAACGGUCAAUAUAUCAUUGAAAUAAUCUUUAACCAUGUUCUUUGAUAAUAUUAAUAACAAGUAGCAUGUUCAAUUUCUAUUCCUAGGUAAGUAGUUAAUAGUUCAAACAAGUGACUCUAAUUCCGUUGUAGAAUACAUUGGGAAUGAGGCCUUUGGCCUCCAGUUAAGCAAAAAAAAAAAAAAAAAAACAUUGGGAAUGAAGACUUAGCAAAUUAUACAAGAGCAAAUAAAAAAUUGUAGCAUUAGAACUAUCAAUAAAAUGAAAACAAUCUAAACAACUUAAUAUAUAUUACAUAUGAAAUCACUUCAAGUUUGUAGCAUUUCCUUUUUCCAGAAUCUUUACAUAUAUCAUAAAAUUGUAAAGAGCACUACUAAAUAAUAAAUUUACAUGUAAAUUUCAUAAUAUAUUUUAAAAAUAGAAUACUCGAUAAAAUUUUACCCAUCUUUCCAUACACCAAUGAUUUAUGAUUCAUAUUCACCCUCUCAUAUGAUUCCUUAGGGAUGGGAUUAGGUGCUAACCCUUAUAGGGGUUAACACCGUGAUAACUAGCAAAAUCACCGUGCUAACCCCUCCCGAUUCCUUACUUCAUCGCCACUUUGACAUUUUGUUUAAAAAUAUAAUAAUUACAUCUAUUUAAAAGGAAAACAAGAAGAGGCCAAAAAAAUCAAAGAGUGACCCCUCCUCAGACACGCUAAGCAUUGAUUGAAUGAAAGGAAGAAAACAAAAGAAGAAAAAUAGAAACAAAAAUAAAAAUUGUGGAGUGGAAUUUCAAGAGCAAUAAAUGUAGGGGCCAUUUAUUUACGUGCCUCCCUUUCCUUUCUUUUCCUUGAAUUCUUCUCCUCCAUCCGCCCGCCCAACCUCUAAAGUCUAAACUCUAAACCAUUAAUAUUCCACUAAACACACCCGCUCUUCCUCAAAAGCCAUUUAAUGAAACCAUUAAUCACAA
Linum trigynum is the source of this 2175-nucleotide messenger RNA. NCBI's taxonomy places the organism in Eukaryota, Viridiplantae, Streptophyta, Magnoliopsida, Malpighiales, Linaceae. The record is from the annotation of a GenBank genome assembly.